GAUAUAGAACUGCGAGGUGAAGACGACGUUCACUCUGUCCUGGCUUGGAAGGCAACACGGUGGAUUCAAACGGUUUCUGUGCUGGAUACCAACCUUGAUGGGUAGGUGCAAGCAGAAGGACAGAGAGAGGAAAAGAGCAGCUGAAGGUUGUGCUUCAAUGUUCAACUUUGUUUCAAAGAAACCGAGAGUUCCAGAUGAAGGCAGUGCAAGUUUGGUGGGUACCAGUGCUUCUAAUGAUGAAGAUGGCUGCCUCCAUGCUGAAAGAAGUAACGAUGAUCAGCUGAAAACGCAGUCCAUUUACACAGGUCCACAAGUGUCUUCAUAUGACAUUGGAAAGGUCAUCCAAGCCACCAUGAGUCACACUGAAAUAGAUGAGGCUAUUAACAACAUGUCACCUGGGGACAAGUACAUGAUGUUGAAGAACCACGUCAAACCAGGGUCGGACUACAUUUUCCCAAAAACUUAUACAGCCCUGUCUGCCACAGCUAGCUCCUUGUUGGGACUAGUGCCAUCUGUGAUAUGCAAUCGUCAUCUCGACACCACAGAGAUUGUGAGCAUGUAUGCCGAAGACCUACCCAGUCCAGAACUUGUUGACCAAGAGAUUACAAGGUGGAAGUUGAAGUAUGGCAGAGUGCCUGGGUCACAGAGGCCGAACACCCCUGCAGGUUCCAUUAAAGAGUGUGACCGAGACCUGUACCCCAACCUGCAUGUCCUACUUCAACUGGCCUGCACACUCCCUGUCACCUCCUGCGAGUGUGAGCGCAGUGCCAGUGCCCUUCGUCGACUGAACAGCUACAUGCGGGCAUCAAUGGGGAAGGAGCGUCUCUCAUCACUGGCACUACUUCACAUUCACUACAGCAAACACAUUGACCUUGACAGAGUUGUUGAUGUGUUUGCAAACAAACACUCGAGGAGGAUGGAGCUGGACUCACUUGUCUAUCCAGAGAUAUAAGAUGUUGGACAAAACUGUCUUAUGCAUUGUAAAAAAAAAAGGUUUUGCAAAACUACAUUUGUCUUGAGAAAUUUUAAUCUUACUCUAUAGUGUCAUUUUUUUAUGUGUAGAUGUGGAUUGUAUUGUAUUUUUCAAUUCAUUAAUUUCAUUCAUAAAAAACAAUGUCUAACAAAGCAAAGUAAAAAGAUGAGUUAUUUUUGCAA
This is a messenger RNA of Nematolebias whitei (Rio pearlfish), 1155 nucleotides long. Its product is annotated as 52 kDa repressor of the inhibitor of the protein kinase-like. Lineage: Eukaryota; Metazoa; Chordata; Actinopteri; Cyprinodontiformes; Rivulidae. The record is from RefSeq and is a predicted model, not a curated record. Gene Ontology annotation, molecular function: protein dimerization activity. Bases 98 to 952 code for a protein of 284 amino acids. The transcript is spliced from 6 exons.